This is a messenger RNA of Colletotrichum godetiae, 2225 nucleotides long. Its product is annotated as P-loop containing nucleoside triphosphate hydrolase protein. Lineage: Eukaryota; Fungi; Ascomycota; Sordariomycetes; Glomerellales; Glomerellaceae. The record is from RefSeq and is a predicted model, not a curated record. Gene Ontology annotation, molecular function: GTP binding. The transcript is spliced from 3 exons. Bases 341 to 1984 code for a protein of 547 amino acids.
UUGUCAAGGUAAGGUGGCUCUUGACUUCGUUAAUACACGAUGCUUGAACGUAAGCAUAAAAGCUUGGUAGAGAGACAGUUCUGUAAAGUGUAGGACUUACAGGAUGAAGCUUUGCUUUUGUUCCAUGCUCUCGGGAUUGCGCCCAUGUUUGUGGCGAAGUAUUCCGAUGUGUGUAACAGUGUACGAAUGUGGUCUAAGGUAAGCCGUCAGCUGACUAGGUGAUUGAUACUGGGCAAACAGCCUUACGUCUAAGACCCUGGUUGUCCGAUGGACAAGAAUCAGGCUGGCAAGCUUCUUCGCUCCAGCAUCAAUACAUCGAGUCUGCUUCUACGAGAGUCCCAUGGACGACACUGAUGUCUCUCGCCAGGGGGUCGAGGAAUAUGUCGAGCGACUGCUCGCCUUCACGGGCGGGAAGAAGCUGCCGCCAAAAACUCUGUUCAUACUGGUCAUGGGGAUGACGGGCGCUGGUAAGAGCAGCUUCGUCAAGGCCUGCACAGGCAAGCCGGUGACUGUAGGCCAUGGCCUGGAUUCCUGCACAGCAAGCAUUGAAAUCGUCGAUUUUGAGCUUGACGGUUACCACAUCUAUAUGAUUGACACGCCCGGCUUCAACGAUCCUGACUUGAACCGCUCUGAUGAGGUGAUCCUGUCCACUAUCGGGACCUAUCUAGGCUGCUCCUACUCCAGAAACGUCUUCAUCCAUGGCAUCGUUUACCUCCAUCGCAUUAAUGAUAACCGCAUGACUCGAUCCAAUACACAAAACAUUGAGAUGUUCAAGGCUCUCUGCGGCGAGGAAGCCUAUUCCAACGUAGCUCUCGCCACCACCUUCUGGCCGCCGUCCCCGGACCCAAACGACUUGAAGAUACUCCUCAAGCGCGAGCAGGACCUGACGCGAAAGGCGUCAUACUUUGGCCGGGUUAUCAAUGGAGGUGCUCGCAUGUUCCGACACGGCGAGGCGGGGCACACGCAGAAAGACUCAGCUCACGUCGUCGUAAGGCACCUCAUCCGCCAGUCGCAACUUUCCCCCGUCGUCCUGCUCAUACAGCACGAGCUCGUCGACGAAGAGAAGAAACUGGGGGAUACGUCGGCCGGGGCCGUCAUGGCCGGCGAUCUGCGUAAGCUGGCGCAGAAGCAGGAAGAAGACUUUGCCGCGUACAAGCGGGAUCUCGAACGCGAUCACCAGCAACAGCUCCAGAUCAGGCAGAGCGCCCACGCAGCCGAGAUGGCCAACCUCAAGAUGGACCUCGAACGCCGACGACACGAGGACGAGCGCGAGAUCCAGAGCCGGCAGCACGCUGACCAGAUGGCUGCGAUCCAGAAGAGCAUGGAUAUCCAGCUCCAGCAGCACAAAACCCAGAUUGCCAUGCUCCAGGGAAACAUGCAGCAAGAAGCCCAGUUGCAGCAGCUGAAGCAUCAGCAGCAGCUCCAAGACAACGCCCAACAUCUUUUGCUGGCGAGCCUUCAAACCCAGUCUGAGCAGCAGCAGCUCCGUGAUAACGCCUACCAUGCCACACUAGCUGGACUCCACCAGGAGUAUGGGCGACAGCAACUUGCCAUGCAGCAGCGGGAGCAGUACCUCGCCUGUUCCCUCCAGGGUCUCCACGCGCGGGAGAGGAGCAGAAUAAUCAACGGCCUUAGGGCUGCCGAGGCGCGAUACGUGGCGGAUCUGCGGUCGACCAGAUCGGAGUUGAAGAAUCUGAAGAACUCCAUAGCCGCUGUGCGCGAGGAGGCCGCCGCGCUGGCUCGUCAGCCGGCAUCGACAGCCCGGGCGCGUCAGAAAGCGGAGCAGCAGAUUGUCCAACGCCAGCAGGAGAUCAGCCAAGUGCAACAGGUGGUUGAGAGAAAGGAGGCAGCCAUCGAAGACUUCAAGUCGACGCGGAGGCAGCUAACGGAGAAGGUCGCCGAGAAUGCGACGGCUGGCCUUGUUACGGGCCUCGCCGGUGGAGUAGCUACUCUCGCCGGAGGCCUCGUUUGCGUUGUCCAGUGAGGACGAGGAACACGGCAGUGGUAAGAACGGGCUCAGGCAACAUGGCUUGACGGUUGUUUUGACGAAUCCUUGGGAAAAGGAUCUUUGCACAUUCGUACCUGGGUUUCAUUCAGUCCUGGCAUGUCUAGCCAUUCUUGAUAUUCACCGUUGAGCUCUAAUGUAUCUUAUCAUUACUUCAACUGAGAGAGACCACCGUUGAUGUGUUACGAACUGACCACCAUUUCGCUUUGGCUUCAUUGAA